AUGUGGGUUCAACAUGCUUCCACGGAGACCAAUCAACGCAGCAGAUAUCCCAUGUUGAUCUGUGUCUGUUCAGUGAUGGUCUUGACCAUGAUCGCUGUCGUUGCUCUCAGAGCUUACGAUCGGGCACAUAGAGCAAGACAUUUUCGUCUAGACGAUUGGACUACCUUCACUUCUGCGGCUACCACUGUGAUAUAUGCAGUACUUGCUGUGUACCAGACGCGUCUUGGGCUAGGAUUACCGCUCGAGCUGCGUCCGAUCGAAGAUCUUCACAAAUUCACUCUGCUAAACUAUGCGGGUCGACCCAUAUAUGUCGCGGCCUUGAUGACCUUCAAGAUCGGCGUUUGCCUUGGAGCUCUGAGAAUGCUUGAUCGGAGCAAUGGCAAAGCAAUUCAGCAAACAGUAAUCAGAACAGCCAUCCUCAUCAUCGUCCUGAGCCAUGUAGCAAUCGCUUUGGCCUUGAUGUCAUACUGUCGACCAGUGAGAAAGGCUUGGAACCCUCACAUCAAAGGGAAAUGUCUAUCGGUAGGCCCUCUCUUCUAUGGCACAGCGGCCGCGACCAUACUCUGCGACUUGAUCGCGUUCUCCAUGCCGGUAACAGCCCUCCAUACCAUUAAGAACGUGGAUCCCAAGAUAAUACCGCGUUCGACUGUGGAUUCCAAGAAAACACUGCGUUUGAUUGUCUCGCUGUUCUUCGGCUUUUUCACAACUAUCUGCUCAGUCGUACGCACGAUUCAGAUCAGAGAGGUUGUAGAGACUGGAGAUUCUACCAUGUUGAUUCUCUGGGGAGUGAUCGAGGCCUGUGUAGGGGUAUGA
Aureobasidium melanogenum CBS 110374 is the source of this 813-nucleotide messenger RNA. RefSeq lists its product as uncharacterized. The transcript has 3 exons. The coding region runs from base 1 to 813 and encodes 270 amino acids. Lineage: Eukaryota; Fungi; Ascomycota; Dothideomycetes; Dothideales; Saccotheciaceae. The record is from RefSeq and is a predicted model, not a curated record.